This is a messenger RNA of Amborella trichopoda, 5554 nucleotides long. RefSeq names its product C2 calcium/lipid-binding and GRAM domain containing protein. Lineage: Eukaryota; Viridiplantae; Streptophyta; Magnoliopsida; Amborellales; Amborellaceae. The record is from RefSeq and is a predicted model, not a curated record.
CUACGCGUUUUCUCUCUCUUCAUCAAUCGACGUCAGAGCCCCGAUUUUCCGCCCUCUCGGUCUUCUUUUUGCGCUUCCGUUUCAUGUCUGCACUCCCCUCUCUCUCUCUCUCUAGAAUUCGUUGCUCCUUUCUAACUCUAAUCCGCUUCGUUUUCUCUCUCUAAAACUGCUACUCUUUUAUCUGGUUCUUUCUCUCUCCACAACUCUGGUUUCUUUCUCACAUUGCAAAUUGGUUUUCUCACUUCUCUUAGGUUCGAACUCUGGUUAAUUAACUAAAAGGGAGAAAUUUGAUGAAAAUUGUUUCUUUUUUUGUGUUAUUUCUGCAUUUAUUUAUUUGUAAAAUUUUGACUUUUUUUUUAAGAGGAAGCUGAGUUUUUUCCGUGUUCUUAUCUGCUUUGAUUAUCUGUAUUUUCCUGCAAACGUUGUGUGCUUGUGUUCUGGGACUGGUUAAAACUGGAGAUCACUUUUUACUCUUUCAUUGCAAUUUUAAAGAUUUUUUUAUUUCAUUUGCUCACUGUUGAAGCAAAGGGUUUUAUCAGUCAAGCAUCUUUUUCAAGAAUCAAUUUUUUUCUCCUAAAAAUUUGUAAACUUGAGAGAGAGAGAGGGAGAGCACCCAACUGAUCUUUGUAAGCAAGGGUUUUCUCCUACAUAUACAAACCAAUUUAUUGCUUCCCUUUACACUUCAUUAUCAGAAGUUCUUACCAAAUUUGCUCCUUUUUUUCAUUUUUGGGAAGAAUUUCGUUUUUUUUUUUAAUUCAAAACCCGCAACAAUCUAGUCCAAAAUGAAGCUCUCUGUUUAUGUAAUUGAAGCAAGAGGCUUGCUUGCAAAGGAUCUGAAUGGUUUCAGUGAUCCUUAUGUGAAAAUUCAGCUUGGAAGAUGCAAGUACAGAACAAAGGUUGUGAAGAAAAACUUAAAUCCAUCAUGGAAUGAGGAAUUUAGUUUCAGAGUUGAGGAUUUGAAGGAGGAAUUGAACAUAUAUGUAUUGGAUGAAGAUAAGUACUUCAAUGAUGAUUUCAUAGGAAUGGUCACGGUGCCUGUAUCGAUGGUUUUUGAUGCAGAUAAGAAGACUUUGGCUUCUCGGUGGUUCACUCUGCAACCCAAGAACAAGAAGUCCAAGAACAAAGACUGUGGUGAAAUUCUUCUAACUAUAUCUUUAUAUGGCAAAAGUCCCAGCAACUCUGUUCUAAACUAUAUUCCAACAACUCCAAAAUCCCUAGACAGUGAUAGUGCUCUCUACUCUGAUAAACCAAUUGACCCACUUUCAGAUUCAACUUCCUUUUCACCAAAUGUCUCUGUAACUUCAACAGUGGAAAGAGAAGAACUGUUGCCCUCUAAGGAAGAGAAACCAAGCGUACAAACCUUUGCGAGCCGGCUGGUUCAGUUUCUUGGGACUAAGAAUACAGAAAUCCCGGUCACUUCCUCCAAAGAUCUUAAUAUAUCAGAUUUACCUGAUACAUUAUCCAAUAACAGGACUUCUGAGAACAACUCUGGGGACCAACCCACAUUUGAAGAAGCACUGAACAUCAUACAAUCAAAAGAGAAAAUGCCUGAAAUGCCCCCCAAUUUACCAGGAGGUGUUGUUCUAGACCAAACUUACGUAAUAUCCCCCAAAGACCUCAAUCUUCUUCUUUUUGCCCCUGACUGUGAGUUCAUGAAAUCUCUUGCUGAAGUCCAAGGAAACACGGAUGUGCAAGAAGGGUCUUGGAGGAUGGAAAAUGAAGCACUAAAAAGAGUAGUUACCUGUACAAAACCCCCAAGUAGGUUGGUUAAGUCUGUGAAAGCAACAGAGGACCAGGUAUAUCUCAAAGCAGAUGGGAAGACCUUUGCAAUUUUAGCCAGUGUGAGCACACCUGAUGUUCCUAUGGGGAACUGUUUCAGAGCCGAGAUUCUCUUUUGUAUAUCUCCAGGACCAGAGCUAAGUUGCGGGGAAGAAUCUUCUCGAUUGGUUAUAUCUUGGCGUAUGAAUUUUUUACAGAGCACAAUGAUGAAGGGUGUGAUUGAGGGAGGAGCAAGACAAGGGAUAAAGGAUAGCUAUGAGCAGUAUGCAAGGUUGUUAGCAGAGAAAGUUAGGGUCUUGGACUCCUCUGGGUCUGAGAGGAAUCAGGUUUUGGAUUCUUUGCAGGUGGAGGAGAUAUCUGAUUGGAAGCUGGCUGCUCUUUAUUUUUGGAACUUUACCAUGGUUUCAGCUGUGUUUAUGGGGUUAUAUGUUCUUGUACACCUAUUCCUUGUUAUGCCUAGUCCAAUUCAGGGGCUCGAGUUUGGUGGCAUAGAUUUGCCAGAUUCAAUUGGAGAGGUGAUAGUUGGUGGGAUUCUAGUUCUUCAGGCACAACGUGUUCUUGAGAUGCUUUCACGUUUCAUACAGGCUACAGCACAAAGAGGGAGUGAUCAUGGGAUCAAAGCCCAAGGAGAUGGGUGGUUGCUCACAGUUGCCUUGAUCGAAGGGAAAAACUUAGCAGCAGUGGAUUCUACUGGCUUCUCAGACCCGUAUGUAGUUUUUACGUGCAAUGGUAAAACGCGAACUAGCUCGAUCAAAUUCCAAACACUUGAUCCCCAAUGGAAUGAGAUAUUUGCGUUUGAUGCCAUGGAGGAACCCCCAUCUGUGAUGGAUGUUGAAGUUUUUGAUUUUGAUGGGCCAUUCGAUGAAGCUACAUCUCUUGGACAUCUUGAAAUCAAUUUUCUGAAGUGUUCUAUAACUGAAUUGGCAGACACAUGGAUUCCUCUUCAAGGGAAGUUGGCCCUAGCAUACCAGUCAAAGUUGCACCUGAGGGUCUUCUUGGACAAUACAAGAGGUACAGAGGUUGUCAAACAGUACAUAACAAAGAUAGAAGAAGCCGUAGGGAAAAAGAUAAACAUCCGAUCGCCUCAAACAAAUUUGGCAUUUCAGAAACUUUUUGGGCUUCCCCCUGAAGAAUUUCUGAUCAAUGAUUUCACUUGUCACUUGAAGCGCAAGCUACCUAUGCAGGUUCCCACUUAUGGUCGCCUCUUUCUCUCUCCUAGAAUGAUUGGCUUUCAUGCUAACUUGUUUGGACACAAAACCAAGUUUUUCUUUCUAUGGGAGGAUAUAGAAGAUCUACAAGUAGUCCCCCCUUCUCUGGCAACAGUCGGCAGUCCUUCUCUUCUUAUAAUUCUAAGGAGAGGCAGAGGUUCGGAUGCCAAGCAUGGUGCCAAGAUGUUAGAUGAAGAAGGGAGGUUGAGGUUUCAUUUCCAAUCAUUUGUAUCAUUCCAUGCAGCAAAUAGGACAAUUACAGCAUUAUGGAAGGCUAGAUCCUUGUCUCCCGAGCAGAAGGUGCAAAUAGUGGAAGCAAAUUCAGGACCCCUCCAAACUGAAGACAGUGGAUGCGUCUUGGAUCUAGAGGAUGCCAAAAUGUCAGAGGUGUACUCUAGAUCACUCUCUGUUCCUAUCGACUUAGUGAUGGAACUGUUUGAAGGGGGUCCCUUUGAUCGAAGAGUGAUGGGGAAAGCUGGUUGUCUUAACUAUUCCCCUACACCAUGGGAAUUCACCAAGCCUGAAGUUUACCAGAGACAAAUCAACUACGAGUUUGAUAAGCGAGUAUCUCGUUAUGGAGGGCAAGUUACUGGCACACAGCAAAAGUCCCUCCUCUCUGAUAGGAAUGGGUGGGUUAUAGAUGAGGUCAUGACCUUCCAUGGUGUACCAUUUGGUGAUUAUUUCAAUCUUCGUCUGAGAUACCAGAUCGAGAGUCCCCUGAACACAUCCAAGACAGCGAGCAAUGUACAAGUUUUACUAGGAAUUGCUUGGCUAAAAAGCACAAAACAUCAAAGGAAGAUUACUGGUAACAUUGUUUCUAGGCUCUCUGAUCUCCUAAAGGAGAUCUUCGAGCUAGCAGAGAUGGAAAUUCUCAUGUCGAAGCAGCCAGAUCCAUGGCCCAAAAAGGAGGCAUAGAAAGUCUUCCCUUUGUUGCAAAAGUAGCAGAAUUUAAAUUUCUCACAGCACAGCAAGCCACAUUUAUCUUCUCUUUGGUUCACAAUUAUAUAUGUUUUUGUCGAACUUCUCUUUGGCUUAACAAGAGAAACAGUCCAAAUUGGGGCAUGGGUUCUAAAGGAAAAAAUAUGCCCUUUCUUGUGGUAGGGCGAGUUCUCCAUUGCAUCAGCCCUGAAACAUCUGACCACAUUGUAUGAGUUACUGAUCAGGAAGCUUAGCAAUGAAAGGAAGUUGACUUCGAUUAAGAACUGCAAGCUUGUAAAGGUAUUUGAUCAAAAUAUUUCUUUUGAUUGUUAUUAUCAGUUGGAGAACAAAAAAAAAGUCCAUGUGAAAAGAUUCUUCAAGUGCUGUAAUUUUUUAGUUCUAACAUGGCAUGCUGUACCUUUUAUCAUUGAAGAGGGUGCAGUGUGGUCGUUGGGCCCUCUGAAAUGUUCCAUGGAGGCAAUAUGGUCAUUUCAUGCUGAUGUUUCCGUAAAUUUGAAAUUGUGGCUCAUUUCUGUGAUCGCAAGAAACCUGAAGGCUUUUUGUAUGUCCACCUCUAUUAUAUUACUCGCUUACCUACUUCAUUCGCUAACUGUUUAUUUUUUCCUGCUUGGAACGGAUUUAUGAACCUGAUAUUCACUUUUGCAGAACAAUUCUACUAAUCCUGAAGCAAUUCUUUGCUUUCAUUUUUUACAGCCCAGACCCAAUAUACAAAUGUUGGCCUUAAAGCUGAAACCAAUCCAUGGGUGAGUUUUCUAUGUUUAUAUUAGGUUUAUGGAAUUGAGUCCCGUAUGCCUCAGCUCCUCUGACAAAAUUGAAGAACACGGGCAAAAGAGAUCAUUCAAAAGAAUGAAGAAAAGGUGGGUGCUGUGAGCCAGAUUGAGGCUUGCUAACAAAGGAUUGAGCUCAUAUUUGGCCUUCUUUCUGGGGUCUGGCUGAGAAUGAGAAGCACCAAUAUUCAGGACUGUAUUAACCUUGGAGCUCAUAUUUGGCUUUCCUUUCGGGAUCUGCCGUAGGGGGAGAAGCAUCCUUAAUAAAAAAGGAGAUAUUAGAUCUCUCUUUAGGUCUCUAAUGACUCUGAAAAUCAGUGUUCAGCCUGAAGUUGCAGAAGUUCUUGAGGCAUUAUUGUGCCCUAUUACAAUGAGAGAAAUGUAGAGGAUUACUGUAUUUGGUGGACGGUCGAAAUUUGAGUCAUUUGAAUGGCACUACAUAUUUGAAGAUGUGCAUUUGCUCUAGAAAAAUUGCAGAGAUAUGCUGACCUUUCCCAUUUGAGAAUGGGGUUGGUUCUAGUUGUACUCACGAGUGAGUUUUGUAACAAAUCGUAAGAUCUGGACCGUUGGAUGUUGUCAGUGGAUCUCAAACCGUCCAAGCCAAUCGAUAAUAACGGGACUUAAGGAAGGUGGCAAUGAUGUGUAAUAAUUUUAUUGUAAAAAAGAUGAACAUGAUAGCAUUUUUUGGAUAUUAAACCAAUAAUCAAGAAUUCAUGAUUCUGGAAUCCAGACCGGAAGGUUGGCGAUCCUCAACUGAAAAACCUCGGAAUUGCUUAGGUCUUGGAAUUUUUUAAUUUUUUUGUUAAAAUGUAACUUGAUCCAACUCAGGAAUCCAAGGAUUCUGAAUGAGACUGUUGCCGA